GAUUUCAUUAAAAACUAAAGGCUUAGAUUAACACUUUAAAAACUCUCAUGAAAAUGGGUGUGGCAAGUGGUCCGGUACUGUGUAUCAUGGUCAGUGUAUCAGGACUGUUGGACUUUCACCCAGUGUUGUUAAUUGCGGAUGGCGGGUCAUGACAGAAUAUUGUGACCCAACAUAAGUUCUGAAGUGAGUACUACUAACAAAGAAGGGAAUUUAAUAACCUCUGAAGUUGAUCACAGCCUGAUUGGUGUGGAAGCUGAUCUUGUGAAUCCCGUUAAUUAAUUAAUAAAUUUUCCCUAAUCCCAAGUUCCCAGUGAUAUCACAGUACUAAUUACCUCUUACUAUUAAUUAAUAAUUCAUUAUUACAAACACAAAACCAAAAAAAAAUCACAAGUCUCUGUAGUGAAGAAGAGUUGAACAACUCCAAACUUGGAAACCAAUCGAAGAAGAAGCAUCACGAUCACGAUGGGUUGCAACCAAUCCAAGAUCGAGAACGAGGAAGCGGUGGCGCGAUGCAAAGAACGCAAGCGUUACAUGAAGGAAGCUGUUUCCACUCGCAACGCCUUCGCCGCCGCACACUCCUCCUACACCACCUCCCUCAAAAACACCGGCGCCGCCCUCGGUGACUUCGCUCUCGGCGAGGUUCACAAUCCUCAACUCCCUCCCGCCGCUGAUCCCAACUCCUAUGUCCAUCCUCAGCAAACCUUCGAGAUCCCUCUCCCUCCGCCUCCGUUGCCUGAUUUCUCCCCCGCACCUCUCCACCGCGCCGCCACCAUGCCUGAGAUCAAGAUCGCCAACGCCGCCAAGUCCGAUUCCAGGUCCAUACCGAAACCGAUCAUUGAGGAGGAGGAAGAAGAGUUGGAGAAUGAAGGAUCGUUGCGGAGAAGAAGAAGCAACCGGAACACCGGCGGUGGUGGUGGAGGGAAUACUAGAAGGGUGGUGGUGGAGGAGGAGGAAGAGGAGACUCCACCUCCUAUGCCUCCUCCUCUGACAAAGCAACAGCCGGUGAGUGAUCAUGUCAAUCAGCAUCAGCACCAUCGGAAUCAGAAUCAGAAUCAACAUCAGCAUCAACAGCAUCAUCAUCAGCAGCCGCAGCAGAGUGCUGCUUGGGAGUAUUUCUUUCCUUCCAUGGAGAAUAUUGCAGGGACGACACUGAAUGUGGGAGAAGAAGAAACCCUCAACCUCAACAAGGUGGAGCAAGUUCAAGUUCAGCGGAAGCUGUUUGAUGAGAAGCCUAACAGGGUGGAGGUUGAGGAGGUGGAGGUUGUGAGAGCUCAGAGGGAUGUUGAGGUUCCUGUUCAUGAGCCUGAGCCUGAGCUGGAGCCGGAGCUUGAGCCGGAGGACAUGUCUAAGCAUGUUCCUGAGAUGGAGGAAGUGGUGGAGACGCCGGUGGGUAAGGGGAUGAAGGCGAAGCAGACUUCUAUGGAGGGGAAGAGGAUGGUGACGGCGCGUAACAAUGUCAAUUUGCUGCAGAUAUUUGCUGAACUUGAUGACCAUUUCCUCAAGGCUUCGGAGAGUGCUCAUGAGGUUUCAAAGAUGCUUGAGGCCACACGGCUGCACUAUCACUCCAAUUUUGCCGAUAAUAGAGGACACAUUGAUCACUCUGCUAGGGUCAUGCGAGUUAUUACUUGGAAUCGAUCAUUUAAAGGAAUACCUAAUUUGGAUGAUGGGAAGGAUGAUUUUGAUUCAGACGAGCAUGAAACCCAUGCUACCAUCUUGGACAAGUUGUUAGCAUGGGAAAAGAAACUUUAUGAUGAAGUUAAGGCUGGCGAACUAAUGAAAUUUGAGUACCAAAAAAAAGUUACCACACUUAACAAGCUAAAAAAGAGAGGCACCAACUCUGAAGCAUUGGAGAAAGCAAAAGCAGUUGUCAGUCAUUUGCAUACAAGAUACAUUGUAGACAUGCAAUCACUGGAUUCAACAGUCUCAGAGAUUAACCGAUUACGUGAUGAACAGUUGUAUCCGAAACUUGUUCAGCUUGUUGAUGGGAUGGCCACCAUGUGGAAAACCAUGCUAUCUCACCACGAGAAGCAAUCUGAUAUUGUCACAUCGCUUAAAUCGUUGGACAUUUCCCAAUCUUCUAAGAAAACUAGUGAACACCAUCAUGAACGUACAUACCAGCUAUUGCUCGUUGUGCAACAGUGGCAUUCGCAGUUUGAGAUGCUAGUCAGCAAUCAAAAGGGAUACACAAAGGCGCUGACAAAUUGGUUAAAAUUAAAUCUUAUCCCUAUUGAGAGCAGUUUGAAGGAAAAAGUUUCUUCACCUCCAAGAGUUAGAAGUCCGCCCAUACAAGGGCUUCUCCAAGCAUGGCAUGACCGUCUAGAGAAACUUCCUGAUGAGCUAGCUAGGACAGCUAUAGGGAACUUUGCUGCUGUGAUGGAUACAAUUUUCCAUCAGCAAGAUGAAGAAAUGGGUUGGAAGAGAAAAUGCGAGGAUACACGAAAGGAGCUAUCCCGCAAAACCAGGCAGUUUGAGGAUUGGUAUAAUAAGUAUAUGCAAAGGAAAAUGCCAAAUGAAGUUGAUCCAGAUAGGGCAGGUGACGCUAAUGCUCCUGAUGAAGUUAUUACAGAGAAGCAAUUUGAGGUUGAACAAGUGAGGAAGAGGUUGGAACAGGAGGAAGAAUCCUAUGCAAGUCACUGCCUCCAAGUGAGGCAAAAAUCUUUGGCAAGUCUUAAAAAUCGCAUGCCCGAGCUCUUUAGGGCAAUGUCAGAUUUCUCUCUUGAAUGUUCCAAAAUGUACAGCGAAUUAAGUUCAAUAGCACAGCACCUAGGCCAGAGCUCAUCAUGAGGUGGUCUGUGAUUAUUAUUUGUUUUGGUUAUUUUUUCCAAGCAAAUUGUAUAUUUCCUGGUUGUGUUAAGCAAUGUUACACUUGAGAAUUUAGAUCUCCUUAUUGGUAAUGAGCCCUGAAGAUUACAUAAGAUAAUAUUAAAUUAACUGUAUUUGAUUGAUACUUAUUCAUGA
Molecule: messenger RNA, 2958 nt
Organism: Lotus japonicus
Lineage: Eukaryota; Viridiplantae; Streptophyta; Magnoliopsida; Fabales; Fabaceae
Product: protein ALTERED PHOSPHATE STARVATION RESPONSE 1-like
Exons: 4
Coding region: 463-2784 (773 amino acids)
Source: RefSeq, a predicted model, not a curated record